CUCGCAGCUGUGGGCCGUGGGCCUAGAGCGGCUUCCGGGGCGCGCGCGCCUCUCCGCGACCCCCGGUUUUGCGGCGCGCGCCCUUCUGUUGGUUGGUCGGGCUGUCCCGAGUGCGCGCAGGACGCCCCUCUUGAACCGAGGGCCGGCAGCCUGGCGGACGACCGACUCACUGCGUGGGGAACGUGGAGGGUUGGGCCCUUCCUGCUCCGGUGACGUCCGGGGCAGCGGUGGCCUAGGGCUGCAGAGAAACCUAGCGGCUUUGCUGUCCCGGCUUGCGGCUCCGCUCCUGUGUGAGGCAGACACGAUUGCUCGUACUAACUGAAGAAUGCUGUUAUUUAAGCGAGGCCCGUGUACUGGAACAAAGUUAAAACUUAAAAAGAGGCUGAGGAUGGAAGGAACUUCUUUGUUCUAUCUUCUUCAGAAUGUUAGAAGUCUUAAGAACUCAGGACAAGCAGCAGACAUAUAUGCAACAUGGUGACUGGAACCCUAAGGACUCUGCAAUAUGAAUAAUUCUCUGGAGAACACCAUCUCAUUUGAAGAGUACAUCCGAGUGAAGGCAAGGUCUGUCCCUCAACACAGGAUGAAGGAAUUUCUGGACUCACUGGCUUCUAAGGGACCAGAAGCUCUUCAGGAGUUCCAGCAGACUGCCACCACCACAAUGGUGUACCAACAGGGUGGGAACUGCAUUUACACAGACAGUACUGAAGUGGCUGGGUCUUUGCUUGAACUUGCUUGUCCAGUCACAACCAGUGUUCAACCACAAACUCAGCAAGAGCAGCAGAUCCAGGUUCAGCAGCCACAACAGGUUCAGGUACAGGUGCAGGUACAGCAGUCUCCACAGCAGGUCUCGGCUCAGCAACUUUCUCCUCAAUUCACUGUUCACCAGCCUGCUGAGCAACCCAUCCAGGUCCAGGUGCAGAUCCAGGGCCAACCACCGCAGUCAGCAGCCCCCUCCAUCCAGACCCCAUCUCUGCAGAGUCCCAGCCCUUCACAGCUGCAAGCAGCCCAGAUCCAAGUGCAGCAUGUGCAGGCAGCCCAGCAGAUCCAGGCUGCAGAAAUCCCAGAGGAUCAUAUCCCACAUCAACAAAUCCAGGCUCAGCUGGUGGCUGGCCAGUCUCUUGCUGGAGGCCAGCAGAUUCAAAUCCAGACCGUGGGUGCCCUUUCCCCACCACCAUCCCAGCAGGGUUCACCCCGGGAAGGGGAACGGCGGGUUGGCACAGCCAGUGUGCUUCAGCCAGUGAAGAAACGCAAAGUGGACAUGCCCAUCACCGUGUCCUACGCCAUCUCAGGGCAGCCAGUGGCCACCGUGCUGGCCAUUCCACAGGGCCAGCAACAGAGUUAUGUGUCUUUGAGGCCAGAUUUACUGACAGUGGACAGUGCCCACCUGUACAGUGCCACUGGGACCAUAACUAGCCCUACAGGAGAAACUUGGACCAUCCCUGUUUAUUCUGCCCAGCCACGGGGGGACCCUCAGCAGCAGAGCAUCACCCACAUUGCCAUUCCCCAAGAAGCCUACAAUGCAGUUCAUGUCAGCGGCUCACCCACAGCUCUGACAGCUGUAAAACUGGAGGAUGACAAGGAGAAGAUGGUGGGCACCACAUCUGUAGUAAAAAACUCCCAUGAAGAGGUAGUGCAGACCCUUGCAAACUCUCUCUUUCCAGCACAGUUCAUGAAUGGCAACAUCCAUAUUCCAGUGGCUGUGCAGGCCGUUGCAGGCACAUACCAGAAUACGGCUCAGACUGUACAUAUAUGGGACCCACAGCAGCAGCCACAACAGCAAACUGCACAAGAGCAGACGCCGCCACCACCCCAGCAGCAACAGCAGCUCCAGGUUACUUGUUCAGCACAAACUGUUCAGGUUGCUGAAGUUGAGCCACAAUCACAACCACAGCCUUCACCAGAACUUUUGCUUCCAAAUUCUUUGAAGCCAGAAGAAGGGCUUGAAGUAUGGAAAAACUGGGCUCAGACCAAGAAUGCUGAACUAGAGAAGGAUGCUCAGAACAGACUGGCCCCCAUUGGGAGGCGACAGUUGCUGCGAUUCCAAGAAGAUCUGAUCUCCUCUGCUGUGGCCGAAUUGAAUUAUGGCCUCUGUUUAAUGACACGGGAAGCUCGAAAUGGAGAAGGUGAACCCUAUGACCCAGAUGUACUCUACUACAUUUUCUUGUGUAUACAAAAGUACCUUUUUGAAAAUGGAAGAGUAGAUGACAUAUUUUCUGAUCUUUACUAUGUUCGUUUCACUGAGUGGUUACAUGAAGUUCUGAAGGAUGUACAGCCCAGAGUCACUCCACUUGGCUAUGUUCUGCCCAGUCACGUGACUGAAGAGAUGCUGUGGGAAUGCAAGCAGCUUGGGGCACAUUCCCCUUCCACACUGCUGACCACCCUCAUGUUCUUUAACACCAAGUACUUCCUGUUGAAGACAGUAGAUCAGCACAUGAAGCUGGCUUUCUCCAAGGUCCUUCGACAGACAAAGAAGAACCCCUCAAAUCCUAAGGAUAAAAGUACGAGUAUCCGCUAUCUGAAGGCCCUCGGGAUCCAUCAGACUGGCCAGAAAGUUACAGAUGACAUGUAUGCAGAACAGACAGAGAAUCCAGAGAAUCCAUUGAGGUGUCCUAUCAAGCUAUACGAUUUCUACCUCUUCAAAUGCCCCCAGAGUGUGAAAGGCCGAAAUGACACCUUUUACCUGACACCUGAGCCGGUGGUGGCUCCCAACAGCCCAAUUUGGUACUCAGUCCAGCCUAUCAGCAGAGAACAGAUGGGACAGAUGCUGACCCGGAUCUUGGUUAUACGGGAAAUUCAAGAAGCCAUUGCCGUGGCCAGCGCAACCACCAUGCACUGAGGUGCUUCAGCACAGCAGGCAAAUCCAGGAAAAACCAGACAAAGACUUUUACACUAAAGAAGAGGCCUCCGUUUUUUCUUUCCUUUUUCUUUCUUUCUUUCUUUCUUUUUUUUUUUUUUUUUUUUUUUUUUUUUUUUUUUUUUUUUAAUGUUUUUCAGGCUACUUCUGAUGAAAAAUAAUGUAAAAGACAACAUUGCCCCUUUGCAUCUUCAUAGACCUGGGUAGACCCCUUGGUUCAUGGGGCUCUGAGUUUUCUGAGAGCCAGAUGUUCUAGGAAGUAGCUGGCUUUUUCUUUCUCUUUUUUUCUUUUGUCUGGGGCAUGGGGAAAGGGACUUGGACUGUUGAGACAAAUAUGGGCCCUUCCCUUCCUCAAGGAAGAUGGAGCUGCUGAUGAUCAACCCUCCUGGAAAUCUCCACCUGACCUUCACUUUGGACUGGCAGGCUUUACUGACUACAUGGAGCCACGGCUUUUUUCUUCAUGCUCAGACAUAUGCUUAGCAUCUUAAUGAAAGAAAAAUGAGGGGAACUUCAAUUAUGAUUUUAUUAAAGACAAUUUCUAUUACACCCUCCUUUAUGACAAGUGACAUAGAUGUUAAAGUAAAAACUUUACCAUGCCUUUUUUGUUUUUUGUUUUUUCCUUUUGGCCUAACAUUGAGGCCUUAAACCUGAGGCUCCUGUGCCUGAUGGAAUUCUUGUAACAUACACUUGUGUAUCAUAUAAAGAUACCACUCUUUCUCUUAUGUAUUCUUAUUCUAGUUGUUUAUUAAGAAUGACAAGCACGUCUUUUCAGCA
Messenger RNA from Phodopus roborovskii (desert hamster), 3628 nucleotides. It is a transcript of the gene Qrich1, whose product is annotated as glutamine rich 1. Lineage: Eukaryota; Metazoa; Chordata; Mammalia; Rodentia; Cricetidae. The record is from RefSeq and is a predicted model, not a curated record. Bases 503 to 2836 code for a protein of 777 amino acids. The transcript is spliced from 11 exons.